GUGGUCUGGGACACAGCUCUCAAUAGUCGCCUUGUACGCUAGGGAUUUCCUCGUCGCUGGACAAUGAUGAGCUUGUCACGAGCAAGGCCCGAAAAUCCUGAAUCCUUUUCGUCACCAAGGGAAACUUGAGUGGCGAGGAUCGGAACAUGCGCACGGGAGCAGCUCACAUCAUAAUACAUCAAUUAAUGACUAUUUCAGGAGUCCAGGUAGCCCCCUCUGGUGUCAAAGUUACAUGGGAAGCCAUCGCAAAUCUUUCGGAUUUUCUGAGAAUCCCGAACAUCCUCGUAGACCUUGUCGAGAGGUAUUGCUCAAUCCUUUCCUUUUCAAGAACAAUACGUACGAUUAGCGAUGGCAUCUCGAGGUUGCGUCACUUUUCACUUCUUCACGAUUUCUCAACGUCUAGAAUCUCUACUUCUUUUUCUUUUCUUUAUUGGAGGUGUUGUUUUCCACUCGCAGUUGGUUUGACAGAGUCAACCUUUCAGCCAGUGCCCUCAAGGGCUUUUCUUACGAAAAAGAUCGAAAAUCAGCAAAGAGCAACAAGCUCUCAUCAUACAACCCGACCCAGUCUAUCGCUGACUGGUUACAACAUUUCUCUCUCGACGACGAUAAAGGCAUGCAAACGACUACUCAACCCCUAUCAUGAUACCGACACACCCUUUUACGGUCGGAAGUUGCCGCCUAGCUCAAACAUGACCAGUGACUGUAGACUGGUAGAGGUGCUGUUGUCUCCAGUUUCUACUACAUAGACAGUCUGGCCAGUUCUGCGGUAAGCUUUAACGUCGAGAUGAUUUUGCAGUCUCGAGUAUAUCACCUGCCUCGCUUCCUUUGAAUGUUCACGGUUCGUUAGCAUCCCAUGAUACUGCCAUCCACAUCUAGUCAGGAAUCCUACGGCCGCACUAGGUGCACAGCUCCAUUUUUAUUCGGCAAUAUCGCUUAGAUCCGCUCCGUGCAUACUUUACGAUAGAUAUGCCGUGAUGAUCUGGAGAAAAAGAAGGUCUGCGGGCUUCCACCGGCAUGAUCUGAUGUUACAGGCAUAGUCUUCGGCGUCUU
Messenger RNA from Aplosporella prunicola CBS 121167, 1050 nucleotides. RefSeq lists its product as uncharacterized. The record is from RefSeq and is a predicted model, not a curated record. Bases 147 to 746 code for a protein of 199 amino acids. NCBI's taxonomy places the organism in Eukaryota, Fungi, Ascomycota, Dothideomycetes, Botryosphaeriales, Aplosporellaceae. The transcript has 2 exons.